GUCCCCGCGCGGUUGCGUGCUCGGCCCUGCGCUUAUAUGCACCACUCGCGCUCGCCUGCUUCUGGAUCCCUCUCCUCCUCCUCGCCAGUCCCACCUCCCCUUCUUCCUCGCAGCAGCCUUAUCUCUUCUCCGGCUCAGCCUAGCAAAAGCGCUCUCCGGCCAGCGAGAAAGCAAGAAGGCGGAGGCAUGAAGAUCCAGUGCGACUCGUGCGGCGUCGCGGCGGCCACGGUGGUGUGCUGCGCGGACGAGGCGGCGCUGUGCGCGCGCUGCGACGUGGAGAUCCACGCCGCUAACAAGCUCGCCAGCAAGCACCAGAGGCUCCCGCUCGACGCGCUCGGCGCCAAGCUCCCGCGCUGCGACAUCUGCCAGGAGAAGGCCGCCUUCAUCUUCUGCGUCGAGGACCGGGCGCUCUUCUGCCGCGACUGCGACGAGCCCAUCCACGUCCCCGGCACGCUCUCCGGGAACCACCAGCGCUACCUCGCCACCGGCAUCCGCGUCGGCCUCGGCCCCGUCUCCGCCUGCGCCGCCGGGGACCACGGCGCCGCCCACGACGCCGACCACCACGCCCCGCCCAAGGUCUCCUGCGAGCCCCAGCCCGCCGCCCGCGCGCAGCAGGUCCCCUCGCCGCCGCAGUUCCUGCCGCAGGACUGGGCCGUCGACGAGCUCCUGCAGUUCUCGGACUACGAGUCCAGCGACAAGCUGCACAAGGACUCGCCUCUCGCCUUCAAGGAGCUGGAGUGGUUCACCGCGGACAUGGAGCUCUUCCACGACCACGCGCCCAAGGGCGGCAGGGCGACCAUGGAGGUCCCCGAGUUCUUCGCCUCGCAGGCGGCAGACGACGCGGCCUACUACAGGCCGAGCAGAGUCGCCGCCACCGCCGGCGUGCGCCAGAGCAAGAAGGCCCGCGUCGAGAUCCCCGACGACGAGGACUUCUUCAUCGUGCCUGAUCUUGGCUAAGCGAUGCUUCUAGAUGCUAGUACCUCCUCGUGUGAUUUUGCAGUGUUGUUGUAUACAGAGAGGAGCUGUGUACAAAAGCUAGUCUUCUGUCGAACUGUGCCCCUGUGCAUCUUGACGUAGCACCGCUGAACUGUGACAUAUAAUAAUUAUUAUCGUAAGAUAUGAGCUUUGCAAAAUGGACGCUUUUGAUGUACCUCUGUACUUUUGCACUAGUUAGAGCAUCUCUAGUGGCUUGUGUAAAUUUGAUAGUCUAUAUCUUCACAUACACAAUGGUGUAAUUUUUUUUCAUUUUAGACAACCUCAGUUUUUCA
Molecule: messenger RNA, 1268 nt
Organism: Triticum urartu
Lineage: Eukaryota; Viridiplantae; Streptophyta; Magnoliopsida; Poales; Poaceae
Product: B-box zinc finger protein 25
Biological process (GO): photomorphogenesis; regulation of DNA-templated transcription
Cellular component (GO): nucleus
Molecular function (GO): zinc ion binding
Source: RefSeq, a predicted model, not a curated record